Molecule: messenger RNA, 2364 nt
Organism: Octopus sinensis (East Asian common octopus)
Lineage: Eukaryota; Metazoa; Mollusca; Cephalopoda; Octopoda; Octopodidae
Exons: 17
Coding region: 241-2034 (597 amino acids)
Source: RefSeq, a predicted model, not a curated record
AAUAAGCAGAUAUAGCACGAUAUUGUAAACCACAAACACAUCCGUCGCUCUCUUCCUUCACUGCGACAGUUAUUGGCUGUUUAAAAAUGAAUAAAUAAAUAAAAUUUGGUAAAAUAAAUAAAUGACAAUUUGCUGCCAUAUAAUUGGUCGCAUGGAAAUAAAUAGGAUGUUAUUAGCUGAGACCUUGAUAUUUCAGUUUAUUAAGUGUUACAUCGACAACGUACUUCUAGUAAGCCAGCAAUGAUGUUGCAACAAGGCAUUAUAUUAUUGCUUUUCACAGUUAUUUCUUAUUCGAGCGAAAAUGAAAUUAUGCCACAUGAAAAAACCAUUAAGGCUUUUUUAUCCAAACCAGUCACUCUUCAAUGCCAUUUUCCUGGAGUUAAGGUUUCCUGGGAAUCUACAAAUAAUAUUUAUUUGUUCUCUUAUUUAGAAUGUAGGAAAGCUUUUCCUCACGUUACACAGAAUAAGCUUUUUGAAGGAGUAAAAAGUAACUGCUCUAGGAAACAGAAGGUUACAUUUCUCACUUUACCUUCUAUCACCAAGGAACAUGACAAUAUUCAAAUUAAGUGUAAUCGACCAGGAAGUUCUUCACAUCUCAUAUUCUUAAUAAAAGUUAUAAAAAAUGAAAUUGUGCCACAUGUCACAACCAUUAAGGCUUUUUUAUCCAAACCAGUCACUCUUCAAUGCAAUUUUCCUGGAGUUAAGGUUUCCUGGGAAUCUACAAAUAAUAUCUAUUUGUUCUCUUAUUUAGAAUGUAGGAAAGCUUUUCCUCACGUUACACAGAAUAAGCUUUUCGAAGGAAUAAAAAGUAACUGCUCUAGAAGACAGAAGGUUACUUUUCUCACUUUCCCUUCUAUUACUAAGGAACAUGACAAUAUUCAAAUUAAGUGUAAUCGACCAGAAAGUUCUUCACAUCUCAUAUUCUUAAUAAAAGUUAUAAAUUUCCCAACAGUUCAAGUAAACAGUGUCAAUGUGAAAAUAGGUGAACAAGCUACAUUGAAAUGUAAUGUUGAAGAUUCAACUAAUUUUCAAAUAGCUUCAUUAAAAUGGACGCAAAAAAUCUUUGGACAUCAGAUUGAAGGACAUGUCUCCAAUGAGACUCAAUUAAUCUUCAAUAAUACUUCCUGGAGGGAUACAGGCAACUGGACAUGUACUAUUAUGGUAACAGCUAACCAGAAAACACAAAUAAUUAAAGGAUCUGGGAUACUCUCUGCAUCUGGUGUUCCUAUUGUGGAUCAUCUAGAAAAUGUCAUUGAAGCUGAAGAGUCACAGAGCAAAACUGUUAAGUGUUUCAUUUAUUCAUACUCUCAGAAAAUUCAUGUUGAGUGGCUCCAUAACAAUCAUCUAAAAGAAGGGGUAAUUUUAUCCCAAUCAAAUCGUCAAGCAACUGUGGUAAAUGAAACAGUUCAGUUACCAGGAUAUAUUGCUCAAUUAGAAUUAAAAAAUAUUAGAGAGAAAGAUUUUGGAAAAUACACGCUAUAUGUUCACAAUAAAGAAGGUGUAUCAAAUGCUACAUUUAUUUUAAGAAAUGCAGUUACAGCUAAUAAUGUACUGAUCAUUGGAAUUACGUGUGCUGUGAUAGUUCUCAUUCUUGUUACACUUAUCAUAUGCUGCUUUUGGUACUUUUCUAUCAGGAAGAUCCCAUCAGUUACUGAAAAAAGGGAAUAUUCAAGGAUUUUCCUUUCAUCUUAUAGUUCAACAAAAACAUCUUCUCUUGAAAAUUAUUGGAAUAACAAAGUCUUGAGUGACAGUACAAAGUUAUCCAGUAUAAAGUACAUUAGGGAUUUCAACAAAGACGAAUUUAUCUCGGAAAAUGACGAACCUAUAUAUGCAGAAAUUGGCUACAUAGAUAUGGACAGGGCAAAAGCGCUCAAAGCUACCCAGAAUGAGUAUUUAAGCCCGAAGUCUGUAAAUUCUCUGAAGCGCAUUCAAAAUGAAGGGACAAUUGACCGCAAAUCUACUGAGAAUGUAUAUUUAAACCCAUUGUCAGUAAAUUCCCUGAAGCACGCUCAAAAUGAAGCACUAAUUGGAUGAAGUUCUACAACCACAAAGGAACGAGUUUACUGAGGAUUCUUUACAGGAAAAAAAAAUUAGACCAAUAUUCAUAUACUUCUUACCCUGUUUAUGUUUUUGUUUUUAUUUCUUUUCUUUUAGUUUUUCCAAAGCAAAACAUCACCAUUUAUUUCCUACAGGAUACAAAACUGAUGGAAAUUAUGAUUUCCAUUAACAAAAAUGCUCCUUUAAAAGAGAAGCAAAAGACCAGUCUUAACAUUAUUGUACAAUGAAAGUAUAUGUCCUGUAUACAAAUGAUAUAUUUUGCUAAUGUCCCUUAAUAUUUUGAACAAUGCCAUCCCUGCACCAAAA